AUGAAAUUUGGAAAAAGAUUUCGCGUUAAGAUAUCCAUUAUCAUGCCUGAAUGGGAAAGUGAGUGUAUGUCUUACAAAGACUUGAAAAAGCAAUUGAAUUUAAUGGACCCAGAAAGACGCCAUGAGGGUUUUCAACAAUUACUCAAGAAUGAACUUGAAAGGAUGAAUGAUUUUUUUGUGAGGACUGAAGAAGAAUACAUAAUCAGAUUCCAGGUAUUGAAAGACAUGAUAGCUGAUGAAUAUAGCAGUGAAGAUACAGCACAAAUGGCAAGUGAUCUCCUGCAAUUCCACAAUAAACUGGUUUUGCUACUUCACUACAAUGUCCUAAAUUGUGAUGGAUUCUUGAAGAUCAUCAAGAAACACAGGAAGAAAACUGGGAGAGAGUUUAAUUUGUCAUUUAUGCAGGGAGAUAAUCAACAACUGUUUUUCAUUGCCAAUUCACUCGGUUUACUUUUGGCAGAGUGUAAAGAGAUUCUAGAACAACUGAGAGAGUCAGUGUUCAGUUUUACUCUUAAUCAGCUUGAAACUGGUGGAUUCCCAAUUUCAGUGGCAAAAUCAAAUGUUCUUCUUUCCUUCUACACCCAAUUGAAAGUGAAUCCAUGGCCUCUAGAACCUGAUUUACGACCUGAUAACAUUGACGCUAAAGUCUCUUGUACUACCAAAAACCUCGAGAAAAAACGAGAAUUGUUGAUGUAUUGGUACAUCAGUGUAGGUAGAUUGAUAUCAAUCAUCCAAAAACCGCAACCUAACCCUAACUUCAAGAUCAACUCAACUAAUCAUCAGAAUGCACGCACCUGUUCAUUCACCGUCGAGAUCACGACGAGCUGUUCUUCCGUUCGAUACACUCGAGAUCAAAUCAGUAUCUCCUUCGGCGAUGCUUACGGCAAUCAGGUUUACGCACCGAGGAUAGACGAUCCGUCGACGAGGACAUUCGAGCGGUGCUCCGGCGAUACGUUUGAGAUAUACGGUCCAUGUACGUAUCAGAUAUGUUAUUUGUAUUUAUACAGAAGCGGAUACGAUGGGUGGAAGCCUGAGAGAGUAGACGUAUACGGGUAUAAUACGAGGGCGGUUUCCUUCUACUAUAAUGUUUGGAUCCCAACAAACAUCUGGUACGGGUUCAACUACUGCUCUCCCUACCUUUCUGCAAGCAAAUAGGAUUAAUGAUAAUCUUCUCAUUACAUUCAUAAUUCCAUAUGUAUCAUUUGAGUUUAAAUGCAUUCACAGGUUCUAAUGUAGACAACUAUAACAUAACUCGC
Molecule: messenger RNA, 1256 nt
Organism: Lactuca virosa
Lineage: Eukaryota; Viridiplantae; Streptophyta; Magnoliopsida; Asterales; Asteraceae
Source: the annotation of a GenBank genome assembly